AUGGUGCCGUCCUUGGGUGCGACUUUGUUGGACAAGUUACCGAACUGGGAGAUGGAGUCACUCGGCUUGCCUCCGGUGACAUUGUGGCGGGACUCAUCUGGGGUGGUAAGUGAUGGAGGAAGUGCAACUGCUGAUCAGCCACUGAUCAAUCCAGGCGAAAUCCCGGGACUGGGCGGAUAUAGCGAAUACAGCAUUGCGGAUCAACGCAUCUCUUUCCAAGUGCCUGCUAAUGUUUCGCGGGCGGAAGCGAGCUCUAUUCCACUGGCCGCGACGACUGCCUGGCUUGCCCUAUUCUCCAAAGGCUGUUUGAAUAUCGAUCGGUCUAAGGCUGGGAGUGUGCUAAUCUGGGGCGGCAGUUCCAGCGUGGGCCUGUAUGCUAUUCAACUGGCGUCGAUAUUUGGCCUUACCGUGAUUACAACAUGCAGCCCUCGGAAUGCAGGCCUUGUUCGAUCUUACGGCGCUCAGCACGUUUUUGACUACAACGACCCCGACGUAGUUGGAAACAUCACCAAUGCCGCCCCAAACCUUCAGCAUGUUUUCGACACCAUUGGCGACAAGACCAGCUCUGCUAUAUCGUCCCGGGUGUUUGGCGACCGUCAAGGACAUCUAUGUACCGUGAGACCCGGGAAGGCAAACACUGAGCAGGUCACCGCAAACACACAUGUCACUGAUGUGCUGGUGUGGACAGCCUUCCUGAAAGACCACGGUUAUGGCGAGUUCCACUGGCCGGCCUCGCAGGAGGAUCAUGAGUUGGCCAGCGAGUUGUUUGAACGUUUGCCUGCAUGGUUAGCACGGGGCCAGAUCAAGCCCAAUAAAGCGAAGAUCUUCCAUGGCUUGGAAUCGGUCGCCAAAGGCUUCCAAGAGUACCGGGAUGGAGGGGUGUCCGCCUAUAAGAUUGUGUAUGAGAUCUGA
Messenger RNA from Penicillium olsonii, 912 nucleotides. NCBI's taxonomy places the organism in Eukaryota, Fungi, Ascomycota, Eurotiomycetes, Eurotiales, Aspergillaceae. The record is from the annotation of a GenBank genome assembly.